UCCACAGCAGCAUCAGAUAUAGUAUAGGUCAGCGCUUGAUAAUUAUUAGAAUUAAUCUAUUCACUGUUCAAAUGAAGAUCCUGCAAUACUUUUCGGUUUUGGUGCUGAUUUUCGCUACAGCAUCUGCCAUCAGAUGUUACACAUGCCUUGUUUGUGACACAGUCGAUUCAUCAACAGAAACUAGAGAAUGUAAUGGGACUGAAACGACCUGCACAAAAAUAGAAGCAACAUUGAUGGGCGUUCGCCAAGUUGGGCGUGUGUGCAGCAGUGGAUCAGAUGGAUGCAGCACUGUCGGUGAUGUGAAUAGCGAUACUUUCACAACUACGUGUUAUUGUAACACAGAUCUAUGCAAUGGAGCAUCCUCAAAACAGAUAGGAGUCAAAGAAGCAAUUCUUGUCUUCUCUAUAUCAGCACUGGUGUUCAGGCAAUACAUUUAAUAGUUGCAACUAUAAGCCUUGAGUGUUUUUGUUUGUUGAAUGAGCUGUAAUCAUUGUUGAAUAAAUUAAACAGAC
Molecule: messenger RNA, 512 nt
Organism: Styela clava
Lineage: Eukaryota; Metazoa; Chordata; Ascidiacea; Stolidobranchia; Styelidae
Source: RefSeq, a predicted model, not a curated record